GGGCAUCGAAGGGGAGCCACCAACCAGCAGCAUCACCAGCGAGAGCGUCCGAAAGAUGCUCGUGUUUCAUGGGAGAUUCAGUGGGAUAUAACGUUAAUGGUAAUAAAGCUAAAGGCAAAGCAGACUUGUAAGGACGCUGGCAGGAAAAUGCGAACAGCAUGCGGUGACUGAGACAAAGGCCUGAAGGCACAGUAGGUCCGUUGGCAGCAGCGGCAGCAGCAGCAGCAGCAGCAGCAGCCAUCUAGCUUAGAUGAAGGAUGAAGAGCCCGGUGCACAGAUGCAGGGAUGUGGAGCACGGGCGUGGGCAGGGUGGGGCCGGGACCAACUGCCUACAGGCCGAGCAGCGCAUCCCUAUCUCCAAAGACGUCAUCACUUCCUCCUCAGCCUCGGCCAUGUGGUUCAUCAGGGACGCCUGCGGCAUCAUCUGCGCCGUCAUCACCUGGCUCCUGGUGUUUUACGCAGAGUUUGUGGUUUUGUUUGUGAUGCUGUUGCCCUCCAAGAAUCUGACGUACAGCAUUGUGAACGGCACCCUGUUCAACACUCUGGCCUUCCUUGCCCUUGCCUCACACCUCAGGGCCAUGUGCACCGACCCCGGGGCGGUGCCAAAAGGGAACGCUACUAAGGAAUACAUAGAAAGCCUUCAGUUGAAACCAGGGCAGGUGGUCUACAAAUGUCCCAAGUGCUGCAGCAUCAAGCCUGACCGUGCACACCACUGCAGUGUUUGCAAACGCUGCAUACGGAAGAUGGACCACCACUGCCCCUGGGUCAAUAACUGUGUUGGGGAGAACAACCAAAAGUACUUUGUGCUUUUCACAAUGUACAUUGCACUCAUCUCUCUCCACGCUCUGGUCAUGGUGGUCUUCCAUUUCCUGAACUGCUUUGAAGAUGAUUGGACAAAGUGCAGUUCCUUCUCUCCUCCAGCAACAGUCAUCCUCCUCAUACUCCUGUGCUUUGAGGGUCUCCUCUUCCUCAUCUUCACCUCUGUGAUGUUCGGCACCCAAGUCCACUCCAUCUGUACCGACGAGACCGGCAUAGAGCAGUUGAAAAAGGAAGAGAGAAGAUGGGCUAAAAAAACUAAAUGGAUGAACAUGAGGGCGGUAUUUGGACACCCUUUCUCCUUAUUGUGGUUUAGUCCCUUCUCCACCCCUGACCACGGGAAGGCUGAGACCUACCAGUAUGUGGUGUGAGAGCUCAGCGCAGGGAACGAGGCGGCCGGGUCAAAACAAAAGUGGGAACCGUGGGAAGCCGUGCCCAGCCCCACAGAGCUCAGCUAUGACAGUCUGUCGCUCCCAAUGCUGAACGUGAUUUACACUGUAUCUCCCACGCUAGCCAUGGACAGCUUGCCAUCUGCUUUAUGUGUUGCCAACUAAGUGCGCUAUUCGUUUAUUUUUGUGUUGCCUUGAGUGAGUCGAGUUGCAGAGAAAAAGAAAACACUUUCAGUUUGUGAAUCCAGUUUGCAAACACUGUGAUAAAUCUGUUUUUUUCUCAGCUAUUUCUAUUUCUGUUGUUGUAUCGGAAGCCUUGUCUUUUCAUGCUCUGUGUUUACUCUUCCUUUCCCUGAAGGGUUAGUUCGGCCAAAUUCACAAAAAAUAAAUUUUCUCAUUUACUGGUGUUUGGCCAGGUGAUGAGGUACCACCCCAAUACAAUGAAGAGAAUGGAAUCUGCCAAAUAUUUACUUAUUCAUCUAUAAAAUUUCACUUUUACUUGCUUAUUUUAUUCAACAGUCCAAAGCCCAAAGAUAUUUAAUUUACAGUCAUAAGACUGAGACAAAUGAUAAAUAUUAGGAGCAGCUGCAACCCCUGAAACAGAAGAAUUGCUUUUUUCCAACUGAAUAAAUCCCACCUUUUACCUUCAGGCCUCCACUAGAGUGACUGAUCAAAUCACAUUUUCAUGAGCAAUGAGUGCCCACAGGUAGGUAGACGGGCAGGUAGGCCAGCCAUCGUUUUUCCCCCCAGAAGAUUUGAUUUAUUGAUUGCCCCUGCGAGGUAAAAAGUAUUAAGAGGGUGUCAAAUUCAAUAAUCUGAAUUGUAGGCCCUGAAUUGUCUUAAAUAUGAUUUUGACAGGACUAAUUUUGUAUUAAUUAUGCUGUAAGAAGUUUUCUUCAUAACUUUUGUACUUUUCCAGUAUGGAUAUCAAAUAUGUCUUAAAUUGCAUUUAUAAUGGUUACGUUGACCUGCAGAUUUCAACAGAACCCUGUAAAACAAAAGGUGCUUCUGAAAUCUGUGUAUUUUACAGUGAGGUCUGGACUAUCCAGAGUAACCAGGACAUUGUUUCUGGAUAUACAAUUUGCUUUUGAGUUUUUUAAACAGGGUUCCAUUCACCUCCAUUGUACUAGGGUGAGAGUGGAAAAUUAAAACUAUCUGCAUGGCUACAUGUGUAAAAAUAUGUCUUUUUGUUAAUUUGGGUGAACUGACCCUUUAAAUCUCCCUCUUGCCGGACAGUUAUCAGCAGUGUGUUCCAGAUGUGGACAAAAUGAAGCUUUUAAAGACGUCUUCACUAGAAUGGAUGGAUGGAUGAAUGAAUGAUUAGGUUACAGACUCUACUAUCAGAUUCCUUGUGGGAGCCGUUCUGCUAACAGAUCCAUUCUAAGGCCGACCCUUUAAAUGGUGGCAAGUACAGCACAUAAAGGAACAGUUCGUCUUCAUUAUUGUGGAUUUGUGGUUAAUUAUGAAUGUGGAAAUAUUUUAAAUACACCCCACCUCCAGGAUUUCACUGGCUGUUUUGGGGAUUGUUGCGGCCUAAAAUGCCUACUUUAAUACAAAAUGGCGAUGCAUGUUGUGAUUUGCAGUCAUUUUAAAUUGCAGGAGAAAGUGAAAAUUGGAAAAAUAGUUAACAAUAGUUUUAGAUUUAUUUUGUAUAAUUCAUGAAAAAAAUCAAAGGUAACUUGUUCCAGUGAGAAUGAAAAGUGAAUCAUAGCAUUGUAGGGGGGCUGUGGUGAUUGGACAAAAUUGCAAUGUCGUGCAGAAUUCACUUUGAUUCGUUGAAAUUGUUCUUUCUCUCUUUCUGGAUGGAUGUCAAAUUUUACGAGCCACUUAAUUGUUUUUCUGGGCCUGAGAGUGAAGCAAAUCACCCAGCCACUUGCAUACUUUACCAGCAUCUGGCUGCUGCUAAUUCUGUGCCCUUGAUUCAAACUGUCCACAGCUCACCUGUGAGACACCGCUCAAGUAGACAGCAUCUCACCAUAGAGGGGGAAAAAUGCUCCUUUACAGUGUUGUAUUUGAGCCUUACAUGAACUUAAGUAUCCUUCUGAGAAAACAACAUACAAGGCCAAAAAAAGUCAGGUGUUUUAAAUGACUUUAAUAGCUACAUGUUGUCCAAGUGUGGAACAUUCUCUCUGAUUCCUCUCUGAUACAUGCUUGACAUGAACGAUGCAUUUGCUGGAGAGCAUUGAUGUUUUAUUUUUUUAUUAUUAAAAUGAACCAGGAAGUUUCUGAUCGCUCCACCAAACAGGAUCCAGAAUCAAAACGCUGCAGCAGGUUUUGCUUCAUUCUUGCAGUGCUGCUCAUUGAGGAAAUGAAAUGAUUUCAGUCUGUACAAAUGUCUUUGAGCGGUAAAACGUGGCUGCUAGAAUGUUUUCAGUAGUCAACAACCAUACUGUAAUACAUGCUCAUUCUCCCUCUUUCUUUGAGGAAAGGUUUGGCCGCCCACACUAACACCAACGCUCCCUGUGUGUGCGCGCUCUAAGCCCAUGUGGUGUUUUGGUGUGCCAAAUUCAGUGAACCCCACAAUUACAUGAUUACUUGGGGGAAGCUUUUAAAUGAAAUGCCUAGAUAAAAGGACACUGGCCUAGCUUUGAAGUUGUCAUGGCUGGAUGAAAUGUGUUAAAUCCUGUGUGGAUCCAAAGGGAAGCACCAUAUAGAAAACUGCAUACAUCCUCUUAUGCAGCAGCGAGAUAUAAGCUGGACUAUUUCUGCACUAUUCCACAUUACUUCAAAGCAUUUAACAUGAAACAAAGUAUUAACUUUAUCAUUCACAUUCUCACGAGUACUAGAAAGGCUAAUUCGCACUUUGUAUUUAUCAUUUAAGAUUUUUUUCUCCUGUGUGAACUGCUCUGUGUGCAUUUUAUUCUUCUAUUCUCUGUUUACAUGAUAUUGUAUGUAUCCUUUGUUAUCUGAGUGCAUGGUACAGGUGAAGGCUAGUUUAGUAAUGUAUGUGAAACUGCUGGUAUGAUGGUGCCAAGUCUCGCCGGUGAGAGUGAUGGUGGAGAUGAUUUGUUUUUUACAGAAAUUUUAAUUCUUUCUAAAUAUUCUGAAGAUAUUUCAGCACAUGCGCAGAGAAUAAAUACUUCUCAGUUGCAAUGCAAAAACUGUGUUUGCUUGCUUUUUUGGAUGUAUUUAUCUCCCUUUGACUGUGUCAGGGGCUGCUGCAACCAAAUGUGUGUUUGUGCAUCUCAAUUUUGUUUAAGUAUUGUCACAAAAGAUUUCUUCUUCCCCUGCAUACAGUCCUGUCCCACCCGCAUUGUUACAUUUUCACUCUGUCCUUGUCUUUCAUUCUGUUCCCACUGUACUGUCUGUAAUCUGCCUCUCUCCCAUGCGAUGUUCUCUCCACACUCAUGCAUUUGCUUUGGUUGAUAACUCAUUGUGCCAAAAGCUUUCUGAAGCAGACAACUCUUUAUAAUCUUGAGGAGAGGUAAGCUUGUAACAGAGGUCACAUUAGCCAUCCCAUCAAGCUUAACACAUCACACAAGCAUGCAGAUUCCAAUCUGAAGGCCAAAGUGCGCUUCAUGUCCUUUUUUCCUUUUUUGUCUGCCGUUUCAGAUUCAACCAAACAUUAUGAAUGAAUGAGUGAGCUCUGUGUAACAGGAUGCAUGUGCUGUUUUUUACCAUUUGACAUUUUUGCUUCUUCCACAGGGGUUUAUUCUUUAUUUUUAAAGUGCAUGUAAGUCAUUGUACAGUGUUUUAUUACAGUCUGGGCAUGUUUCUUGAAUGAAUCAGAACUGAUAUAAAAACAUUUAAAGGAUACAUUUAAAAAAAAAAAAACUAUUAACACAAUGGUCACAUGCCUUAUGUAGAUUGAAAGAGCUGGUUACUGUAAGCACUCCUCCUGUCUAUACUGGCCAUCCUUCCACAGCUACACUGAAAAAGAUGGAAGAUAAAAUCCACCAACAACCUCUGUAGUCUCAUUUGUAAGCAACUGCCUUUUGUAAGACACACACAAGCUUUAAAAUUCACAGUGAAAAGUGAUGUGAAAAUCUCUUAAGCUUGUGUUAACCACAGACCGUAUUUCAGGCAUGUAACCAGGAACCGGAUCAAAAACCGCAAGGAGGAAAGGGAAGCAGAAGUGCUAAAAUGCUGACUUCUUCAAACGUAUUAAUGCAACCCUCUAUAGAUGAGAUCAGAGUAACAAUGCAUUUAUAUGAAAAAGCCAAACCUGUUGGAGUAUGUGGCACAGACUGCUCUGCUUAUGCACAGAACAAGCUAAGCCUUCAGCCAUCCCUUGUGGCAAUUCAAAUAAGUCAGGAAAUCAAUACAUUAGUGAGUGUGUUAGCAAGCUACACAACGUUUUCACUCGUGUUAAUGUCAUGUUUUUAUUGCGAUACGUAAUAACAUUGUAUAUGGUCCCAUCCCUACCGUGUAGUCACUCUAGCAAAACAUUGCUUGAUGGCCAGUAUGGACAGGAGGAACGAAUACAGCGACCAAUACUCCUUCAACAUACGUACAUAUGGCAAAAUAGUAAAUAUUAAUAUAUCCAAAACUAUCUUUGUGACUGCGUCUGAGAAACAGGCCCAAAGAGCUAAAUCAUAGUGGUGUUGCAGUUUUAGUCAUCAGCUUUGUGUCAAAGUAGUGACUGAUAGUGCAUGUAGAAAACGACCGACACCCAGUCCUAUUGGCACUGCUCCUUUCACCUCAGACACUCACUGUUGUGUCUUCUCCAGGGGAUCGAGCGCCUAAAGGGAGAGACGGGGAAGUGGGGGAAGGUGCCGUGUUGGGAAGCCAUGCAGAUGGCGUUCGGUGGCCCGUUCUCUCUGUCCUGGUGCAGCCCGUUCGCAGGGCUGAGCUGCAAGAAGAGCUCCCGAGA
Molecule: messenger RNA, 6018 nt
Organism: Morone saxatilis (striped sea-bass)
Lineage: Eukaryota; Metazoa; Chordata; Actinopteri; Moronidae
Gene: zdhhc3a
Product: zinc finger DHHC-type palmitoyltransferase 3a
Exons: 7
Coding region: 258-1187 (309 amino acids)
Biological process (GO): peptidyl-L-cysteine S-palmitoylation; protein targeting to membrane
Cellular component (GO): Golgi apparatus; endoplasmic reticulum
Molecular function (GO): protein-cysteine S-palmitoyltransferase activity
Source: RefSeq, a predicted model, not a curated record